UUCGACAUGACUCUCCUCAGGACACUGAUGGCCCUCGCCGGCCUGUUCUUGGCCGCGGUGGCCGCCGCACCCACCCAGCAAAACCAACUUGUCAACAUGAUCUAUUGCUUCAACGAGCAGGGUGAUGAGUUCUGGCCAUGCGUGAAACAGCGCGCUUUGACGCUCAUGGACAAAGCCCUGACUGUGGAUCGCGUGUCCCUGAUGGACGGUCUGGUAACCUUGGAAAGAGACCCCAGACAGGUGCACCCUACAACCUUCCAAGAGGAUGAUUCGAACCUUCCAAAAAGCCCCGAAGCGCGCAAUGAUCAACUGGAUCAACUUUUGAUGAGCAGGACGAGUGCCUUGCUCGAAUCGACUUCGCUCAGGAUCAAACUGCCCUCGCAGCAAACCUUUGAAGGACGAGUGAAGAAGUUUAAGAAGUUGGCCGCGCCCCUCAUCAUUGUGCUGGCCAUGGUGGCGUUGGCCGCCGUGGCCAUGAAGGCCGUCGUCGUGAGCAAAGUGGCACUGGCCAUCGUCUCGUGGAUCUUCAUCAAGAACUUCCUGAACGGCGGCGAGAAGAAGGAGAAGUUUGAGAUCAUCGCAAAGCACCCUGAGUCUCACGACACCCACAGUUACCACCAUGAGUCGACCAACCACGUGCCCAUUGUUGUCAAGGACCAAGCACACCAAGGAGGACUCUACGGCCGCUACUUUGACGCCCAAAACCUGGCCUAUCAAGCGCAAAAACCUGCCGACGACAAAAUUCGAGCUUAAAAUUAUUAUUUAUUUAUUCCAUAAUUUAUUUCAAUAUAGCAAUCAUUGUAAAAUGAACUGUGAAUGCUUCAAGAAUUAUAAAAAUAUGAACGAUUUAAAAAAAUAUGUCAAUCAGCUUCUUAAAUCAAAUUAUUUAGUGGAAUUUUUAUUUUGAGACGGGAAUAAAUCUCUGAUUUUGGUUGGUGCUAAAGUAAAAAUCGUCAAAUAUGGUGUCACAAAGAAUUGAUUGAUGGUCAAAACACCUUGAAAACUUCAGAUGAAACUAUUUAAAUCAUCUAAUUAUUGGCUGCAGUUCUCCCACCACUC
Neocloeon triangulifer is the source of this 1059-nucleotide messenger RNA. RefSeq lists its product as uncharacterized. Bases 7 to 753 code for a protein of 248 amino acids. The transcript is spliced from 3 exons. The record is from RefSeq and is a predicted model, not a curated record. NCBI's taxonomy places the organism in Eukaryota, Metazoa, Arthropoda, Insecta, Ephemeroptera, Baetidae.